AGCAUCACGGCGAGGCUGUUCAACGUUCUGAGUGACAACUCGCGCAAUCUUUUAUUGGUUUACUGUAUAGGGCCUUGGUUCCGGCGCUACUGUCCCCAAGAACAUAGGGUUCCAGUAUGCGGGGUAGCGGGCCCUUGCACCUUUAGCGACAAUCGACCUUUCAGAAGCCUCAAGGCGGAGGUGGGGCCGUUCUUGUACACUCGAGCCCGUGUUCACCCGUCUUCAUCACGGUCAAUCUUACAGGACAAGAGCUCACAUGUCGCCGAUCACUCAGCCAUUUUGGUUCUUUCUCUAGGCUACUCUACACACCGUGAACCACAACUUCAUCGUCCUAACAGUUGGUCUUGAGCUUGGUACAUGGGUACUGCCGCGGAGCGUGUUGAGCGUACGUAGCUCCGGCACUUUGGAUGCUCACGUAAAGGCUGCUGGCCACCCGACACCAUGAAGCGGCCACGACACUUUCUAGUAGCGACUCUCCUCCUUUUGGGACUCGUGUACUUCUUCACGCAGUAUGAGUCUAUGUCACUAAGCGUCGGUCCGGCUAACUCACAUACCGGUCCAUCAACAAACACUCAACAUACACAUGACUUGCCAAAACAGCACUCAAGUCACGAGGGCGAUAAGUCUUCACCAGUACCACUAUUGAAAGAUGUCACAGUAUCGGGGAAGCUCCCGCCAACAUCUAGUUUACUGCCAUCGAAAAGUAUACUGAAUCUACCGACCUCGAGUGAGACACCACUGCCGGCUAUUGAGAGCACUAGCACACCACCCACCUCAUUCAUCGAUUUCGACUUUCAGAAGGAUCUCACCCUCAACCUGCCCGUCAACACUUUUACCAGUCUGAGCAAACAAGCGCCACACAACUAUAACCCCAAUGGACCCAAAUCAUACGUCUAUGCCACCUUCUUUGCAUCCCGAAACCCCUCAAUCGAGGACCCCUACUUUCUCGCCAUCAAUUCCCUAAUUUACCGCAUCCUCUGGUCCCCACGCUCCAAGACCUCCAAACACCCCUUUGUUGUCUUCGUCGGCGACUUCGUCUCCUCGCAACAACGCCUUCUCCUAGCAGGCGCAGGCGCCAUCGUCCGCGAACUCGCCCCCUUACCCUGGAACCCAACCGACCUGGGCGUGCUCGACCGGUGGAAAGAUCUCUUCGCGAAACUGCACAUGUGGAACGAGACAGAGUUUGACCGCAUUUUAUUUCUCGACGCAGAUGCGCUGCCCAUAGCACCUAUAGAUGAUAUGUUCUCACUCAAAAAAGUGCGGAACUGCAUCGAGUCGAAGAUGCAACUCGACGACUUCCUGCCCGGCGGUGAGCUGGUGUGCGAGCCGUAUAUUUUCGCCGGCGUGCCGCAUGAUCCGUACUCGAUCUUCGACGCUGAUAUCAAUGUGGGGAGUAUGGUGUUCACACCCAACUCCAAGCAGCAUCAACGCUUACUGCAGAACUAUCUCAAGUUUGAUAAGUACGAUGUCAAGAUGGCGGAGCAGGCGUUUCUCAACUGGCAGUUUGGGAUCAAUUCGGCGUAUCCGCCAGGCAUGCUGGAGAGGGAGUAUGGUGCGUUUUUCCCGGAUGAGAAAGGCGAAAAGGGGAUGAAGGUUGUGCAUGAGAAGAUUUGGGCAGCACAGAGAGGGGUUUGGAAAGAGGAGUGGGAUAACAGUUGGAAAGAGAUGUUGCAGUUCUAUGGGAGCGAAGAGUUUGAAACGGUAAGAAGGGCAGACGGAGAGAGUGCAAGCUGAUCGACUGCAAUCGUGCUAUAGACCAGAAGACUUUGGUACACAUACAACAAGAGCGAUCAAGUCCCUUUCAAUUGACGAUGACAAAUGGUAUGUUUGACACGCCAGU
Macroventuria anomochaeta is the source of this 1840-nucleotide messenger RNA. RefSeq names its product glycosyltransferase family 8 protein. Gene Ontology annotation, molecular function: glycosyltransferase activity. The record is from RefSeq and is a predicted model, not a curated record. The transcript has 2 exons. NCBI's taxonomy places the organism in Eukaryota, Fungi, Ascomycota, Dothideomycetes, Pleosporales, Didymellaceae. The coding region runs from base 442 to 1734 and encodes 430 amino acids.